AUGUGCAGCACUUUACUGUCUUUGCUACCCGCCAUGGAAUUGGCCUCCAAACAAACCGCGAGGCUCCUUCGGCCGUCCACCGUUCGCCUUCAUCCCGGUCUUCCCUCCGCAAUAUCAACAACACAAACAGCCCUCCGACGAAGAAAUAUCUCAACGACACCCUGGCGGAAUGCACCAGAAUCAUCGCUCCUCAGCCUUGCCUCAUCCUCAUCCUCGGGGUCACCACCUACGUAUUUCUCCAACCGACAAACCCUGCCAAUGAACACGGUGGUUCGAUUCGUUCCCCAGCAGACAGCAUGGAUUGUUGAACGCAUGGGCAAGUUUCAUCGGAUUCUGGAGCCGGGCCUGGCAAUUCUAGUGCCAUUUCUGGAUCGCAUUGCCUACGUGAAGAGCCUAAAGGAGUCCGCGAUUGAGAUCCCAAGCCAGAAUGCGAUUACCGCGGAUAAUGUUACAUUGGAGCUUGAUGGGGUGCUGUAUACAAGGGUUUUUGAUGCGUACAAGGCAAGCUACGGAGUGGAAGACGCCGAAUAUGCUAUUUCUCAGCUUGCGCAGACAACCAUGCGAUCGGAGAUCGGCCAGCUGACUCUAGACCAUGUUUUGAAGGAGCGUGCAAUGCUCAACACCAACAUUACACAGGCUAUCAAUGAGGCUGCCCAAGCGUGGGGAGUCACUUGUCUGCGAUAUGAGAUUCGAGACAUUCACGCGCCUGACGGUGUCGUUGAGGCCAUGCACCGCCAGGUGACGGCUGAGCGAUCAAAAAGAGCUGAGAUCCUGGACUCUGAGGGUCAACGGCAAAGUGCGAUCAACAUCGCCGAAGGUCGGAAGCAGUCCGUCAUCCUGGCAUCCGAGGCCGACAGAAUCGAGCGUAUCAACCGGGCUAAUGGUGAGGCCGCUGCCAUUCGAGCAAAGGCAGAGGCCACUGCAAAGGCGAUCGAGACCGUGGCUCAGGCCAUUGAGGCCGGACAAGCGAACGCGCAUGGCGCUAUAAGCCUGAACAUCGCUGAGAAAUACGUUGAGGCAUUUGGGAAGCUUGCUCAUGAGGGCACAGCUGUCGUCGUUCCAGGGAAUAUGGGGGACCUUGGUGGCAUGAUUGCAAAUGCCAUGGCAGUAUACGGCAAAGUGAGCGGUAGCCAGGCGCGGACUAUUGCGGCGAAAGCUCUUGGGGUGCAAGAUCCACAGACCACUGAGAAGACGCCGGAAGUCAAGCCCAAUGGCAAAAGAGAUGUCGCUGAAGGGAUUCUUGAAGGAUUCGAGCAGACGCGCCGCGAAGAAGAAAAGAUAUAA
Aspergillus nidulans FGSC A4 is the source of this 1284-nucleotide messenger RNA. Its product is annotated as protein stoB. The record is from RefSeq and is a predicted model, not a curated record. Lineage: Eukaryota; Fungi; Ascomycota; Eurotiomycetes; Eurotiales; Aspergillaceae. The coding region runs from base 1 to 1284 and encodes 427 amino acids. The transcript is spliced from 4 exons. Gene Ontology annotation, cellular component: side of membrane; plasma membrane; mitochondrion.